CUAAUCUUCGCCAAUCUAGAGGCGGCAUGAACUCAACCACAAAGUCGGAAUCUGGCCCAUGGAUCGCGAUAUCGCAGACCUGCGACCGUACGACGUUAUACACUCCAGUGGGGGCGGAUUCGUCGUACUCAAGCUUUUCCAUGAGCCUGGAGAAGCGAUGGAGCAGGUGCUCAGGCUGAUGCUGCUCGCAGGAGACUGCUCUGUCCCAGUUGUUGGCCGCUUGUACUCUAAUGCCGAACUAGCUGGCUUUAUAACACUGUACGAGUCUUGUGGUGCGCCUGCCUCCGAGAUGUUCAAGACUCCCCGUAUCCGCGCCGAGCUUUCUACGGAGAGAAGGCUUGAAAUUAUAUCGCAGCUAUUUGACCUCGUUGACCGUUUGCAUGCAAGAGGAAUAUUGCAUUGUGACCUCUAUACCUCCUGAUGUAUUCGGAUGGUUCGUUACGCCUCUGCGACUUUAGAAGUGCAAUGCUUGAGGUAGAUCCUGUCUUGCCUCGCUCGAUAAUGAACUAUUCAUCUGCUUCAUUGUGCAAUUUCCCCCCGCCCCCUGUACCACUGUCGUGUUACUCCAAAACCGAUGACUUAUAUGUGACUGGAAUGACUAUCUGGGAAAUAUUUGUAGUGCUCAACAUAUCAGUGCCAGGCUGUCUUUAAUUCCGAUUGUUAUCGGUGGAGUCACUGAGCUGAAUGCACAUGUAUCAUAUGUAUUUCAGUACGACGUACUAGGUCAUCAUCUGCUGGGUGGGGCUUCUCCAAUCAAGGCGUCUUAGCUUGAACUCAAC
Guyanagaster necrorhizus is the source of this 779-nucleotide messenger RNA. RefSeq lists its product as uncharacterized. Lineage: Eukaryota; Fungi; Basidiomycota; Agaricomycetes; Agaricales; Physalacriaceae. The record is from RefSeq and is a predicted model, not a curated record. Bases 158 to 421 code for a protein of 87 amino acids. The transcript has a single exon.